Papilio polytes (common Mormon) is the source of this 2561-nucleotide messenger RNA. RefSeq lists its product as uncharacterized. The transcript has 20 exons. Bases 96 to 2423 code for a protein of 775 amino acids. The record is from RefSeq and is a predicted model, not a curated record. Lineage: Eukaryota; Metazoa; Arthropoda; Insecta; Lepidoptera; Papilionidae.
UAAUUCAAUUUCAAACGGUUUUCGAUUGUGGCCUGUUCUAUGGCGUUUGACAAAUUUACGAAACUUUUAAAAUAAAUGUAAAUUUCUCCACAAAUAUGUCAAUUUUUACGGAGUUAUUACCUAAAAUCAAUCAAAUAUCUCAAGAUUUCACUAAUACGUUCAAUGAAAACCUUAAGGAGGCGCUUGAGUGUUUUGAUAAGUUUGAAGUUGAUUUUGAAAAUGUCAAAAGACAAGCUAGAGAGAAGAUUAUAAAAGAGAAAUCGGUUUUAACCAAACUCCAGAGCAUUAACGAGGAUGAUGGUGAGAAUUCAAAUAGACCGAUUGAGAAAUUGGAAGAAAAAGUGCUUGCUAACCCUGAAGAGAGCCCAGAAGAGGGGGAGAAGGAUGCUCCAACGCGAGGGCCAAAGAAACGCAGCAAACAUGAAGUUGAUGACAUGUCAAGUCCUGAAGUUGAUAAACGGCAGAAAAGAAAUGCUUCUGUUGUCGCUAAGAACAUCAUUAGUAAACAGGCAAAAGAAAAUAUGAAUGUACUAAAGGAGAAUGAAAUCUCUAAUAUAGUUGAAAAACUGGAGAAGGUUUCCAUAUUACCGGAGCCAAUGGAAGAUGCAAUCUUACCCGUGGAUGUGUUAGUGAAGCAGGAAGUUAAUAAGGACGAGCUAGCAAUGCCACCGCCCGCUGCCCCUGUACCUAAAGCAAGAAAAGCAGUAUUAAAAGAGAAAACCGAAGUGGUUCAAGAAGAGGAAACCGGUAGGAGAAGGACGCGGACAAGGAAACAGACUGACACGCUGCCAGCGCCACCUGUACCAUCAACUCGUGCGACGCGAGCUAGUUCUAGAAACACUCAGAUAGUGGAACCUGAAGAACCUGUAAUUAAAGAUACGAGACCCAAGCGGACCCGCGGCAGGAAGAAAGUAUCAGAAGUAACUUCAGAUUAUGAAAAAGAAACACACGUAACUCAAGAUAGUGGAUUAGGAUCUCCCAGCGAUAAGCCACGACCUAAAAGAACAAGGAAGGGACAAAAGGCAGCUGAAAAAGAAACCAAAAAAGAAGAAGAAAUCACAAAAGAGGAAGACAUUACAAAAGAAAUAAAUCCUAAAGAAGAAACAGAAGCAUUCUCUCCGAUAUUAGAAAGUCAUAUUAAAGUGAAACCUAAUACUGAAGUAAUAAAUAAAAUACAAGACGAAACUGAUACAAAACAAGAAAAAGACUCUAAUGUUAUAGAAAAAGAGAACAUAGAUAAAGAAAUUAAAAAUAGUAUUACAAUAAUGGAUAGUACAGUUGUAUUGACAAAUGGUGUUUACGAACACGAACAAGUUACACCUAAAGUUUUGAGAGUGAUGAAUGACACCGUGGUGUUAGAACAUGACACCGUUAAGCCUGUUGUCAUGGAUACCACUGUGGUGUUGGACAAAACGAGGAACAUCGCUAUGGAUGCCACCGUCGUACUUGAAAGAUUACCAAUAGAAGCGAAUCUAACUGAAGACAAUUCUCUGCUGACUGAUGACAGUGACACUCAGGACGGUGUUAACACUCCAGAGGGUGUUAACACACCGCAGGAUGUCACACCCACUAAGGCAAUACCAAAUAAACAACCUCUGUCUGCUGUCAAAGAGAAAGUACAGAAGUUUGAAGAACUAGCGGCGAGGACUACAAGAACUAAAACACGAGCUAUGGCUAAAAAGGACGAUGUAACAGAAAAUGUGACACCUCCGGACAAGAUAUCUAAAGUUAUUCUAUCCGCGGAGAAUCUCAGCAAAAUGAACAGUAUGAUAUUCAAUGGGAAACCAACACAGGUAACAAAUUCAGCGACAAAACCUAAAUCAAACAUUCCUACAUAUAAAUCUACUUCUUCAUCAACUUCCAAACUGAGCGGUUUGACGAAAGCGCGAGAAGCCGCAGAGGAAUACCAGAGGACGGAGAAAGAGGAUGCUAGAAGGAAGAAGGAGGCACUUCUAGAAGCGAAGAGGGAGGCACAGAAAAAGAAGCGCGAGGAGAAGAUGGCGGCGGCGGCGAAAGAAGAAGCUCAGAUGUUCAAAGAAGUUCUGCAGAGACAGAAAGAGUACAAUGACAAACAGAAGUUGAAAUAUAAUAACCGAAUGACUCCAGUGAAGUACUCUUGCGCCAUUGAGCCGGUGUACAUGGCUGACGGCUUCCAGUUCCUCAACUCUGAUGAAGAUGAGGAGGAAGACGAUAAGAGGCCGCCACCGCAUUGGGCCACUUCUUUGGAGCGUCGCCGGCAGCUGAGCGUGCAGGCGCGGCUGGAGGAGUGCGGCGGCGCGGCCGAGGUGGCGCGUCUGUUCUCCGUGCGGCCGCACUGCCCCGACCUGCGCCAGAUCUUCCCCAACAUCGAGCGCGCGCGCCUCAAGCGCACCUCCUCCGCCGUCUGGCGCACCCCGCCCGCAGACAACAGGUACAAAACAUAAGUGUUUAUUCUCUGGUCGCUGGCGGCAUGUAAAUAUCUCGGUACUGCACCUAAUCAACAAUACUUUGAUAAAUUAUUUAAACACUCAAACAUAUUAUUUUGAUAUUAGAAAAUAUGUCAAAACAUUAAUAUCGAAUUU